UUGAGUCGCAACUCAGAGGACGGAAUUCAAACGUUGAGCUAAAGUUAUUAUGGCGACUUCACCCUCAGUGCCAUCAUGUGAACGGGUCCUGUUCUGUAGAAUUAUAUGCAAAGGAAACUUCUCCAAGUAGGCCUCCUUUCAAGUGCACUAUCAAAAGGAUGGAUCGCGCACCUCAAGUGUAGGAAUCUCCAUCUCCUCGAGCGCAGAACACCACAUUUGUUAUUUACUGUUCCUAUGUAAAAUCAAGAGGGAAAUUGGUCAGAAUCUUAUUGAAAAUUAAGGUUAACCUUGAGACAGCUGUAGAUUUAUCUCCCUAUCCACACACCAGAGGAAGACGCUACAAUACACAGUAGACACUUUUCAAAUCUCUGCUGCUGCUUCACAGCCCACCUUCCACCAUGCUAUCUAAAGAGCACAACAGCGAGCCCAAGGCUGCCAAGGUUAACCUGUUCAGGAGAAGUAAUACCUGUAUGAAGACCGAGGAUGAGAAGAAAGGGAAGGAGAUCCAAUAUGAAGACCCCCCGGACGGUGGCUGGGGCUGGAUGGUCGUACUUCACUGCUUCCUGGUGAAUGUGCUGGUGAUGGGGACCCUAAAAAGCUUUGGGAUCUUCUUCGUGGCAUUCCAGGAUGAGUUCGGAGGGUCAGCAGAGAGUAUCAGCUGGAUCGGCUCCAUCAUGUCUAGCCUGCGGCUCUCAGGAGGUCCCUUGGCCUCUGUAGCUUGUGCGAAGUUGGGUAACAGAGUGACCUCUAUAGCCGGGGCUGUGCUGGUCAGUGUUGGCUUCCUCAUGAGUAUCUUUGCCACCAGCGUGGUAUUCCUCUAUAUCAGCAUGGGGCUGAUUGUAGGCCUUGGUUUUGCGCUCCUGUACCAAGCCACCUCAGUUGUCACGGCAACAUAUUUCCGUAAGAGGUUAGCAACGGCAUACUCCAUCGGAAGGUCUGGGAUGGGCUUGACCUUUGCCCUCGCCCCCUUCACUCAGCUGCUGCUGGAAAAGUAUGCCUGGCAAGGAGCUCUGCUGAUCCUGGGAGGCCUGAUGUUGAACCUGGUGGCCUCUGGGAUGCUGCUAAGACCCAUCCACGUGAAGCCUGCACCACCCCCAUCCUCAUCCUCAUCGUCAUUCAUCCAAAAAAGCCCUCUGAUAGGUCCAGAGAAGGAAAAGAACUGCCCUCAGAAUGGAUGCUGCCUUAACGGAUCCACGCCGUUAACCAAUGGCAUCGCCAAAUCAGACUCUUCCCGUUCCAUUCCUCCACCCCUCCACUGGGAAGCUGAGACCCAAGAGAAGGCCACGACCCAUGGGCUGGGUCAGAGCAACCACAGCCACCCACCUCCACCAAACCCUGAACUGACCAAACGUGUCCAGAACAGGCAGGUGAACGGGAACGUUCAGGAGCAGUCCCCCACCACGCCACUCACAGACACCCCCAGUCCUGUGGAACAGAACGGUACCAUUAGCAUAAACGGUUCCUCUGUGGUUGGGUUCUCCUCGCCGAACGGCACCACCACCGUGGACGACCCUAUCCCACCGUUCGUGAAAAACCGAGUCCUGGACUUCUCCCUGUUAAAGAACCCCUUCUUCUGCAUCUAUACCUGGUCCCUGGUGUUUAGCCAGCUGGCUUACUUCAUCCCUUACUUCCACCUGUCUGCCCGGGCCAGGAACCUGGGCAUUGACGCCAUGGACGCUUCCUUCAUCAUCUCUGUGGCAGGUAUCACAGAGACUAUAGCCCAGCUAGGCUCUGGUUGGCUAGCGGAUAAGAACCUGUUCCAUAAGUACCACUACCACAAGGCCUACCUGAUCCUGUGUGGAGUGGUCAACCUGUUUGCCCCGCUGGCUAACACCUACAUCCUGCUCAUGGUUUACGCUGUCUUCUUUGCCAUCUUCUGUGGCGGCUACAUGGCACUGCUACUGCCUGUCCUGGUGGACCUGGUAGGACAAGAAAAACUCAACAACUCCAUGGGAUUCUCUAUGUUCUUCGUAGGCCUUGGCUGUCUGACCGGACCUCCUCUCGCAGGUUUCCUGUAUGACUACACCCAGACCUACGACUGCUCCUUCUACCUGGCGGGGGGGUGUUACCUGCUGUCCUCUUUAUCUCUCUUCCUGGAGCCCGUGGCGAGGAGGUGGCAGAGCAGGAGGAAGAGACGCGAGGCGCGGAGCGCAGACACCAGCUGGAAGACCAACGGUUGCUUCUGCCCCGAACCAGAGCUCCCUGUCCUGAAGAACAACAACGGCGUUGUCUAGAUGGUGGUUUCACCACAGCUUUCACAUUUGGUUCCUUGGAAUGUUCUGAGAAUAUUGUAUGCAAAAAUAACCAUAGGGCAAUCACCAUGCCUUAACAAUCACUACGGUCCUUAGAACAUUUUGAUCUAGCUGGAACAUUAUCGGACUCCCCAACUCUACUUCAUCAAGCCUGGAAUCAAGGCUAUCUAGAUGGAGGGAGGGCAGGGUUGGCUUCCUGCUCUUAAUAAAUGCUAGACGCUUGACGAUUAUCCAAAGUGACUUAUAGUACAGUGAGUACAGACAUUUUUAGUAUUUGGGAUCCUAGCUGCAAUCGAACCCGCGACCUGUGCUAGAGCCAUUGCUCUUAUUAACUGAGCCACACAGAACUGUGUAAGAGGGAAGAAGGGCAGAGUUGGCUGCUUCCACCCUUUCUCUCACUCUCCUUAAUAAAACAAGCAUGGACCUCCAUGUGCCGACUGUGCCAGUUGGACCUCCAUGUGCCGACUGUGCCAGUUGGACCUAAGUUACCCAGCUUUUGGAUGGGCUGAAAUGACCGUGCCCCUUUGGAGAAAGCCAAGGAAUACCCAACUGACUGACUGGCUGGAUGGCUGACUGGCUGGAUGGCUGGCUGGAUGGCUGGCUAACAGACUGACUGAAUGGCUGACUGGCUAGCUGACUGACGGACUGAGGAGAUGAUGACCACAGCUAUAUGAAUAGUCUAAUAAUGGUUGUGGAUUGGUUGACAUUCAGUCCAUAAAGAGAGACAGAAAACAGAUCAUCCUGUUUUGUAACUUUGAAAAUAAACCAAAUUUACACUUAUUCUGCUCGGCCAUAUAUGUUAUCACUCAUGUUCUCAUGGAAUCGCCUGACGCCUGCGACACAAAUCUCAUUGUAGUGUCGACUAAUGUGGCUGGAACACUUUUCCUUCGGUAUGAGGAGGAAUUGAACAAGGCAACAACCUGACACAAAACAGUCACUGUAGUCUCUACAAUCACAUCCAUAUGAAUCAGAAACCAUACACCUCUGUGUGUCAUACAGUACACCAUGAAUAUGAAGUACACCAUGAAUAUGAAGUACACCAUGAAUAUGAAGUACACCAUGGAGGAGUCUUGGGAUGCGUCCCAAUUGGUACCAUAUUCCCUAUAUAGUUUACUGCUUUUGAGCAGGGCUCCCAUACAGCUUCCAUAGGGUUCCCAUAGGGCUCCCAUAGGGCUCCCAUACAGCUCCCAUAGGGUUCCCAUAGAGCUCCCAUAGGGCUCCCAUACAGCUUCCAUAGGGCUCCCAAAGGGCUCCCAUAGAGCUUUCAUGCAGCUUCCACAGGGCUUCCAAGCAGCUUCCACAGGGCUCCCAUACAGCUUCCAUAGGGCUCCCAUACAGCUUCCAUAGGGCUCCCAUACAGCUUCCAUAGGGCUCCCAUACAGCUUCCAUAGGGCUCCCAUACAGCUUUCAUAGGGCUCCCAUACAGCUCCCAUAGGGCUCCCAUACAGCUUCCAUAGGUCUCCCAUACAGCUCCCAUACAGCUUCCAUAGGUCUACCAUACAGCUCCCAUACAGCUUCCAUACAGCUUCCAUAGGGCUCCCAUACAGCUCCCAUAGGGCUCCCAUACAGCUCCCAUAGGGCUCCCAUACAGCUCCCAUAGGACUCCCAUGAGGCGCCCAUACAGCUUCCAUAGGGCUCCCAUACAGCUCCCAUACAGUUCCCAUAGGGCUCCCAUACAUCUCCCAUACAGCUUCCAUAGGGCUUCCAUACAGCUUCCAUAGGGCUUCCAUAGGGCUCCAGUCAAAAGUAGUGCACUGAAUAGGGAAUAUAGCACGCAGUCCUAUUCAACAAAUGUCUUGGUAUACCUCUAUAUUUAUACCUGUACACGGAAACAUUUUGCAUUUUGAGAUUGUUUGUUUAUGGUAUAGGUUACAUACCAUAUAGAUUAUAUACCAUAUACUGUAGAUUACACUGAGAGUACAAAACAUGAUCAACACUUGCUCUUUUCAUGACAUAGACUGACCAAGUGAAUCCAGGUGAAAGCUAUGAUCCCUCACUUGUUAAAUCCAUUUUAAUCAGUGUAGGUGAAGGGGAGGAGACAUGUUAAGGAAGGAUUUUUAAGCCUUGAGUCAUGGAUUGUGUGUGUGCCAUUCAGAGGGUAAAUGGGCAAGAUAAAAUAUUGAAGUGCCUUUGAACGGGGUAUGGUAGUAGGUGCCAGGCGCACCGGUUUAUGUCAAGAACUACAACGCUGCUGGGUUUUUCACGCUCAACGCUGUCCCAUGUCUGUCAAGCACAGGAGGUUGGUGGCACCUUAAUUGGGGAGGACUGGUUGGUGGUAAUGGCUGGAGUGGAAUCAGUGGAAUGGUAUCAAAUACAUCAAACGCAUGGUUUGAUGCCGUUCCAUUUGCUCCGUUCCAGACAUCAUUAUGAGCCGUCCUCCCCUCAGCAGCCUCCACUGGUAUCCAGAAUGGUCCACCACCAAAAGGACAUCCAGCCAACUUCACACUGUGGGAAGCAUUGGCGUCAACAUGGGCCAGCAUCCCUGUGGAACGCUUACAACACCUUGUAGAGUUCAUGUCCCGACGAAUUGAGGCUGUUCUGAGGGCAAAAGGGGGUACAACUCAAUAUUAGGAAGGUGUUCCUAAUGUUUUGUCCACUCAGUGUAUAUACCGUAUGGUAUACUGUACCAGUCCAAAGUUUGGACAUACCUACUCAUUCAAGGGUUUUCUUUAUUUUUUUACUAUUUUCUACAUUGUAGAAUAAUAGUGAAGACAUCAAAACGAUGAAAUAACACAUACUGGAUUGAAAUGUUGUUUUUGCCCCGUGGGAUUUUAGUAUGUACGGUAUACAACUGAGGGGAGAUGAUUUUGUACACAGACCCUAAUUUAGGUUAGCCUGGCCCCAGAUCGGUUUGUGCCGUCUUGCCUGUUUGGCGUGCCAACCACACCAUAGACGUUGGCAAGGACCAAGCUACAUACAUGUAGGUAAAUGAAAUUGGCUGAAAAUACCAGGCUUUACUUCGUAUGUACUCGGUGGGCAGGGUACAUUGGGUUGGUGCUGCUUUACUGUGUAAACUACUGACCAAGUGCCUUUACAGACACUUUAUUUGCUUAGCCUGCGUGCCAGUCUGCUUGUGCUGUAUUGACAAUAAUGGAGCGAUAAGGUGUUGGCAAUAGAGGACAAACAGAUUGGCACUCAGGCUAUUAUUGACUUAUUAUAGCCCAGAUAAUAUAUAUUCUGUAGAUGUUACUACCCCAAUGUACUGUAGCAGAACUGGUAAAAUGAGGAAAUGAAAUGCUGUUGUAGGCUACUUCAGUGUCACAACUCCAGGCAGACAGAAUGACAAUGCAAUCAAUGUAUAAUGCCAUUAUAUAUGGGAGUCUAGUCUAUCGGGUGUUUUUUUGUUUGUUUAUGUUGUCAUUUUUUUCAAUGUUUUGUCAGUCUACUGGUUCACUGUUUAUCACCACUAUUUGCCUUUAUUAUAAAUAAUGGUAUGUUUACUAACCCUUCUCUAUACUGUGAGCCAAAGACACAUCCAUAAUCUACACCUCAAACUCUCUCAGAAACACUAGGUUCAAACGUAGUAAUGCAGUACUAGCUAGCUCAAUAUUAGCUCAACCUGUUUAAUACUAGCUCAACCUGUUUAAUACUAGCUCAACAUGUUGAAUACUAGCUCAACCUGUUUAAUACUAGCUCAGCAUGUUUAAUACUAGCUCAACGUGUUGAAUACCAGUAAUACUAGCGCAGCAUGUUUAAUACCAGUAAUAUUAGCUCAGCAUGUUUAAAACUAGCUCAACGUGUUGAAUACUAGCAAUACUAGCUCAACAUGUUUAAAACUAGCUCAACAUGUUUAAUACUAGUAAUACUAGCUCAACAUGUUGAAUACUAGCAAUACUAGCUCAGCAUGUUUAAAACUAGCUCAACAUGUUUAAUACUAGUAAUACUAGCUCAACAUGUUGAAUACUAGCAAUACUAGCUCAGCAUGUUUAAAACUAGCUCAACAUGUUUAAUACUAGUAAUACUAGCUCAACAUGUUGAAUACUAGCAAUACUAGCUCAGCAUGUUUAAAACUAGCUCAACAUGUUUAAUACUAGUAAUACUAGCUCAACAUGUUGAAUACCAGUAAUACUAGUUCAACAUGUUCAAUACUAGCUCAAAACAAGUAAUAUUAGCUCAACAUGUUUAAUACUAGUAAUACUAGCUCAGCAUGUUUAAAACUAGCUAAACAUGUUGAAUACUAGUAACACUAUCUUAACAUGUUUAAUACUAGCUCAAAACAAGUAAUAUUAGCUCAACAUGUUUAAUACUAGCACAAUAUUAGAUCAAAUUGUUUGACAGUUACCAUAAUGAUUUCCCAUUAUUCACUAAAUGUUCCUAAGUACUGUAUACUGUAUGUACAUAGUUCAGUAUUUUUCAACCCGUGGACAUGUGCCGGUUCGUGAGAUACUGCUGACCAGUCUCCGGUCCUUGGUACAAAAAAAGUUUGAGGAGCACUGACCAGUUUGGUUCAAAAUUAAGUGAUGGAACAUUUCACUUUUGUUUUCUACCGCCCUCUAGUGGCGCUAAAAAGCUUCAACUGAAAGAACACUGCAUCAUUAACCAGUACCAAAUCUCUUUCCCCCUCAGCUCACUCUCACAAAGCUCAUCAGCGUCCUGCAUGCACAGCUCUUUGUAUUGUUUUAACACAUUCUUCCAUUAACCAACCGUGAUGCACAUGCAGCAGCUCUGUUCGCUCCUAAAAUGGAUGCCAAGAGAGCUCAGUGUUGUAAGUCCGAAAUGCCACACUGUUCUCUAUAUAAUGCACUUUUAACCAGAGCCCUUAUAGAUUCUGGUUAAACGUAGCGCUACUAUAUAGGGAAUGGAGUGCCAUUUGGGACUUAACUGUUUGUUCACUUCCAGUGUGAUUUCCAAGAAGUGAUUGUGGGCCCACUGAAUGUUAAUGUUAAAUCACGUGUAAGAAGGACAUUUUGAUGCUUUAAAAGUAGUUGUGUUUAUUAUAUUAUUUACUGUCUGAACCCAGUGGGGUGUAUUAUAAAGAAACCAUGGUUUAAGCAAUA
This is a messenger RNA of Oncorhynchus masou masou (cherry salmon), 7249 nucleotides long. It is a transcript of the gene slc16a4, whose product is annotated as solute carrier family 16 member 4. The coding region runs from base 399 to 2234 and encodes 611 amino acids. The record is from RefSeq and is a predicted model, not a curated record. Gene Ontology annotation, cellular component: plasma membrane. Gene Ontology annotation, biological process: monocarboxylic acid transport; transmembrane transport. The transcript is spliced from 10 exons. Gene Ontology annotation, molecular function: monocarboxylic acid transmembrane transporter activity. Lineage: Eukaryota; Metazoa; Chordata; Actinopteri; Salmoniformes; Salmonidae.